Messenger RNA from Closterium sp. Yama58-4, 687 nucleotides. The record is from the annotation of a GenBank genome assembly. NCBI's taxonomy places the organism in Eukaryota, Viridiplantae, Streptophyta, Zygnematophyceae, Desmidiales, Closteriaceae.
AUGCUUUCGGAUCUCAGAGAUCUGUGCUUGGGUUUUGUUGAUGCAGCAGGCCUCCUGGCGAUUGCUGCCUAUCUCUCACGUCUGGAGCGUUUGGAGUUGGCGUUGGGAGCAGAUGGGGGGAAGGCGGAGAGGUUUCUUUUCACAUUGACCAGUCUUUCUAACCUCCGCAGUUUAGAAGUGAUGGGAGCUCGCAGCUUGAAGACGCUUCUGGAAUCUGAUGGAUCGGCCUGGCAUGGGCUACGGCAGCUGUGCAUUGAUGAUACCUUGAGUGGUGAAUUCACACGACGGCCUCCGGCUAUCACAACCCUUCAGCACCUGACAUCCCUAUGGGUUCACGCGCCAAACUUAACUUCUCUACCAGAUGAGCUUGGAGCCUUUUCAAGACUGCGCCGGCUGGAGUUGUCAGGAUGUUCAUCCCUCGCGCAUCUCCCUGCUUCUCUCACUGAGCUAUCCUGCCUGACGGAUGCGAAUUUCAGCGACACUCCCAUCCGCUCGCUCCCUCCUGGCUUGUCCCAGCUUAGAAGACUCAAGGGCCUGAAUCUCCAUGACUGCAAGCAGCUGGUUUCUCUGCCUGAUGAAAUACAAGGUCUCCCAAUGCUGGAUGUUGUUAUUGCUGAAGGCUGUGAGGCGGGCUCUCAGCUUCCAGACUUGGCAAAUAUUUUCUCGAGACAUAACCUUGGUUUUUAG